AUGGGCGAUGGUCAAAGUGUGGACGUGAUGGACCCCCAGGUGGAUUCUCUCCCCAUGAGACUUUGGCCGACCUUGGUUAGUAUGGAUACUGCAGACGGGCUUCAGAUCAGCAAUCUUCUGGGGUCAGAGGGGGCGGAGUGGGAUGUAGGCAGGAUUGGCCAGCUAUUCGAGGAACACCUUGCUGAGCAGGUCCGAUCGCUUUUGGUUCUGAGGUAUGCUGGCUUGGAUGUGAGGAUUUGUAGCACGUCCUGCAGAGCUAAUGUUAGAGUGGGUGACAUUUAUCGUGUCCUUCAAUGCAAGCAUGAGCCUAGGUUGGAUUGCGUUUGGAUCUGGAGAUUCGGUUUUCACCCGAAGAUGGCACUAUUUUUAUGGAAGGUGGCAUUAGAGUGUCUGCCGACGAUAUUGGUGCUAAGCAGAAGAGGUCCGAGCAUUCAUCCACUAUGCUCGGACUCUCAGGUGGAGGAGACGGUGGACCACAUCUUGUUCCAGUGUGAGCGGGCUAGGGGAGUCUGGAGGCUUGCAGAGCUCCCGCCAGAGUCCUGGGGCCAGCUGGGCCCCUUUCUACAAGUUGUUCGUCGAUGGGCCGAUGCCCCCCAGACGCAGCUAGUAGCUAUCGGGGCAACCUUUACAGUGUACCAUAUCUGGUUGGCAAGGAAUGUCAAAUCUUUGGUGUGA
Phoenix dactylifera (date palm) is the source of this 675-nucleotide messenger RNA. The record is from RefSeq and is a predicted model, not a curated record. NCBI's taxonomy places the organism in Eukaryota, Viridiplantae, Streptophyta, Magnoliopsida, Arecales, Arecaceae.